This is a messenger RNA of Bombina bombina (fire-bellied toad), 7137 nucleotides long. It is a transcript of the gene CACNA1I, whose product is annotated as calcium voltage-gated channel subunit alpha1 I. Gene Ontology annotation, biological process: sodium ion transmembrane transport; neuronal action potential; calcium ion transmembrane transport. The coding region runs from base 1 to 6030 and encodes 2009 amino acids. Gene Ontology annotation, cellular component: neuron projection; voltage-gated calcium channel complex; voltage-gated sodium channel complex. The transcript is spliced from 34 exons. Gene Ontology annotation, molecular function: low voltage-gated calcium channel activity; voltage-gated sodium channel activity. The record is from RefSeq and is a predicted model, not a curated record. NCBI's taxonomy places the organism in Eukaryota, Metazoa, Chordata, Amphibia, Anura, Bombinatoridae.
AUGAUGGUCAUUCUCCUGAACUGUGUGACCCUCGGAAUGUUCCAGCCUUGCGAAGAUGUUGACUGCUCAACAGAUCGGUGCCAAAUUCUUCAGGUCUUUGAUGACUUCAUUUUUAUUUUCUUUGCAAUGGAGAUGGUGGUUAAAAUGGUGGCCUUGGGAAUCUUUGGAAAGAAAUGUUACCUCGGAGAUACGUGGAAUAGACUUGACUUCUUUAUAGUCAUGGCCGGGAUGGUGGAAUACUCUCUGGAUCUGCAGAACAUUAACCUGUCCGCUAUCCGAACGGUGCGGGUCCUACGCCCACUGAAGGCCAUUAACCGAGUACCUAGUAUGAGAAUCUUGGUAAACUUGUUGCUGGACACCCUGCCCAUGUUGGGAAACGUCCUCCUCCUCUGUUUUUUUGUCUUUUUUAUCUUUGGGAUCAUUGGCGUACAGCUGUGGGCUGGAUUGCUCAGAAACCGCUGCUUCCUGGAUGACAACUUUACUAUACAAGGUGACAUUAAGUUGCCGCCAUAUUACCAGCCUGAAGAAGACGAUGAAAUGCCGUUUAUAUGUUCUUUGUCUGGUGACAAUGGUAUUAUGGGUUGUCACGAGAUUCCACCUCUCAGGGACCGCGGUCACCAGUGCUGUUGGGAUAAAGAAGAUUACUACUAUUUUAAUGCCAAUCGUCUGGAUUCAAAUCAGACGGGCAUGUGCGUCAACUGGAACCAAUACUACAACGUGUGCCGUACCAGCAACACAAACCCACACAAAGGGGCAAUCAAUUUUGAUAACAUCGGCUAUGCCUGGAUCGUCAUUUUCCAGGUCAUCACGUUGGAAGGUUGGGUAGAAAUCAUGUACUAUGUGAUGGACGCGCACUCGUUCUACAACUUUAUCUAUUUCAUCCUGCUUAUUAUAGUGGGUUCGUUCUUCAUGAUCAAUUUGUGCCUAGUUGUUAUUGCUACUCAGUUCUCCGAGACCAAACAAAGGGAGCAUCAGUUAAUGCAAGAGCAGAGGGCCCUAUAUUUAUCUUCCAGUACAGUUGCCAGCUACGCCGAACCGGGAGAUUGCUAUGAGGAGAUCUUCCAGUACAUCUGUCACAUCUUACGAAAGGCCAAGCGCCGCACAGUAGGGCUUUACACCAGCAUCCAGAACCGUCGACAGAGCCAAUAUGAACUAAACAGCACAAAGCUCGGUGUUAAUGGGAAGGAACAGCACCAUAUAUGGCUAUGCCAGAAACACGGGCAGAUGGAUUACACACCUCAAGCCAUUGUCCAGCCCAUUGCAAUGACUCUGACCUCUGACCUCUCCAGCUGCCCACAGUGUACCAGAUGGGAGAGUGGGCACAAGCUCUCUGCCCAGGACAGCGUUGGAUCGAGCAGAGAGGAGACUAAGGAGCAGGAUAGCGAUAAGGGGAGCAGAAGUGGGGGGAGCACCUCAGAGCUUGAUAAGGAGGAAGAAGAAGACACUGAUGAAGGCCCUGUUAAAAAAGUGUGUGGAGAAAUAAAGGUGAAGCUGAGAGGGAUUGUGGACAGCAAGUAUUUCAACCGAGGGAUUAUGAUUGCUAUCCUUGUUAAUACAAUCAGUAUGGGUAUAGAACAUCAUGAGCAGCCUGAAGAACUCACAAAUAUCCUGGAAAUCAGUAACAUUGUCUUCACCAGCAUGUUCGCCCUGGAAAUGAUGUUAAAACUUUCUGCAUUUGGCUUAUUUGAUUAUCUCCGAAAUCCAUAUAACAUUUUUGAUGGGAUCAUAGUCAUAAUAAGCGUUUGGGAGAUUAUUGGACAGAAUGACGGAGGACUUUCUGUGCUGCGUACUUUUCGCCUCCUGAGGGUGCUGAAGUUGGUUAGGUUUAUGCCAGCACUGAGGCGCCAGUUGGUGGUCCUGAUGAAGACGAUGGAUAAUGUGGCAACGUUCUGUAUGCUUCUUAUGCUCUUUAUUUUUAUCUUCAGUAUACUGGGAAUGCACAUUUUCGGGUGUAAGUUCAGUUUAAGAACAGAUUCCGGAGAUACUGUCCCUGACCGGAAAAACUUUGACUCUCUGCUGUGGGCAAUCGUGACGGUGUUCCAGAUUCUAACACAAGAGGACUGGAACGUGGUGCUAUACAACGGAAUGGCCAGCACAUCUCCUUGUGCCGCACUUUACUUUGUGGCCCUGAUGACAUUUGGAAACUAUGUCCUUUUUAACCUUCUGGUCGCCAUCUUGGUUGAAGGGUUUCAAGCGGAGGGGGAUGCCAACAGAUCUUAUUCCGAUGACGAGAGAAGUUCAUCUAACUUGGAAGAUUGUGAGAAAUAUCGUGAAUCUCAGGCUGGUUCUGAUCCAAAGCUUUGUGCGGUUCCUAUGACGCCAAACGGACAUCUGGAAAAUACCCCGAACCAGCAGAUAUCCGGUGGCGUAAUGAAUACAUCACGAAAUUCUUUACAGAGGGACCAGAUGCUGGUAGCUAUGGGAUGCAGAAAAAGCAGUGUUAUGUCUUUGGGAAGAAUGACUUAUGACCAGAGGUCACAGGCUGGUUCUCGCGCAUCUCAUUGGGGGCGCACCGGUGCAUGGGGAAGCCGCAGAUCAAGUUGGAAUAGCUUAGGGCGCCGCCCUAGUGUUAAACCGAGACCAUUGACCGCAGAGCAUGAAUCGCUACUCUCCCGUGGAGAUGAACACAGAAGCCAUUCCAGAAGAACGUCUAGCUUAAAACACAGCAGAACUAUGUCACUGGAGAAUAAGGGGUCCCAAGAUAUUCCCGAACAAGCUCAGACCAAUCACAAAAUAUCAGGAAAAGUAUGCGCAAUACUAGGGGAACACCAUGAUGUUAUUGCCCGAACCCCAAAUAUCAUGAAAGAUGUUUUCCCCAAAAUGAACAAUCGAAAAGAUAAAGAAGAAGAAGAGGUUGAUUAUAGUUUGUGUUUCCGGAUAAGAAAGAUGAUCGAGGCGUAUCGCCCAGACUGGUGUGAACUGCGCGAGGAUUGGUCCAUAUACCUUUUCUCUCCUCAGAAUAGGUUUCGCAUGAUGUGCCAGACUAUAAUCGCGCACAAGCUUUUUGAUUACGUGGUCCUUGCGUUCAUCUUCCUUAACUGCAUAACUAUCGCUCUUGAAAGGCCGCAGAUUGAACAAAAGAGUACGGAACGACUGUUUCUGAGUAUAUCAAACUAUAUAUUCACAGCCAUAUUUGUAGCAGAGAUGACAUUGAAGGUGGUCUCUCUUGGCCUUUACUUCGGAGAUCAAUCGUACCUGCGUAGCAGCUGGAACAUUCUAGAUGGUUUCCUUGUCUUCGUGUCCCUCAUUGAUAUUGUGGUGUCUGUGGCAUCAGCUGGCGGAGCAAAGAUUCUGGGCGUUUUGAGGGUUCUGCGACUUCUUCGAACAUUGCGGCCUCUCAGAGUUAUCAGCCGGGCGCCAGGUCUAAAGCUGGUGGUUGAGACACUUAUUUCAUCUCUAAAACCCAUUGGAAACAUUGUCCUGAUCUGCUGCGCAUUUUUUAUAAUCUUCGGAAUACUCGGUGUCCAGCUCUUUAAGGGUAAAUUUUUCUACUGCCUUGGGGUCGAUGUUCGGAAUGUUACCAACCGGUCAGAUUGCGAGGCAGCCAACUAUAAAUGGGUACAUCAUAAGUACAACUUUGACAAUCUGGGGCAGGCCCUAAUGUCACUUUUUGUGUUGGCUUCUAAAGAUGGCUGGGUGAACAUUAUGUAUAAUGGUCUGGAUGCAGUUGCUGUGGAUCAACAGCCAGUGACCAAUCACAAUCCUUGGAUGCUGCUAUAUUUCAUUUCUUUCCUGCUCAUCGUCAGCUUCUUUGUGCUGAAUAUGUUUGUUGGAGUUGUGGUAGAAAACUUCCAUAAGUGCCGCCAGCACCAGGAAGCAGAAGAAGCGAAGAGAAGGGAAGAGAAACGUCUCAGGCGCUUGGAGAAAAAACGAAGGAAAGCCCAGCGGUUGCCAUACUAUGCUCAUUACUGCCCUGCGCGCCUCCUGAUACAUACCGUUUGCACUAGCCACUAUCUGGAUAUCUUCAUUACAAUCAUUAUUUGCCUUAAUGUUAUUACAAUGUCGCUUGAGCAUUACAGCCAGCCAAGGUCUCUGGAAGUGGCCCUAAAAUAUUGUAACUACAUGUUUACUACGGUGUUUGUACUGGAAGCGGUAUUAAAACUAACGGCCUUUGGAUUCAGACGUUUCUUCAAGGACAGGUGGAACCAGCUGGACCUGGCUAUCGUGCUCCUGUCAGUCAUGGGAAUUACUUUAGAGGAAAUUGAGAUUAAUGCUGCUUUACCUAUCAAUCCCACCAUCAUCCGCAUUAUGAGGGUCCUACGCAUCACCCGGGUGUUGAAGCUACUAAAGAUGGCAACUGGAAUGAGAGCGUUACUGGAUACCGUGGUACAAGCCCUUCCGCAGGUAGGGAAUCUCGGGCUUCUGUUUAUGCUUCUGUUCUUUAUCUACGCGGCGCUGGGAGUGGAGCUCUUCGGAAAACUUGUUUGCGAUGACGAUCACCCGUGUGAAGGAAUGAGCAGACACGCCACGUUUGAAAAUUUUGGGAUGGCUUUUCUAACCCUGUUUCAGGUUUCUACUGGUGACAACUGGAAUGGGAUAAUGAAGGAUACGUUACGUGACUGCACCAAUGAUGAUCGCAGCUGCCUGAGCAACCUCCAGUUUAUCUCGCCCUUGUAUUUUGUGAGCUUUGUGCUCACAGCCCAAUUUGUCCUAAUUAACGUUGUGGUCGCCGUAUUAAUGAAACACUUAGAUGAUAGCAAUAAAGAAGCUCAGGAGGACGCUGAGCUGGAUGCUGAGAUAGAAAUGGAACUGGCUCAUGGUCUGUGCUCACAAACCUCUCCAGCCAUUGGUCUGGACAACGGAAGCCGAGGAGGAAGGCCGGCCCCCGAGGAGCGUAGUGGUAUAAGAUGCUUUUCUCCUGUGCAGGUCCAGCUGGCAGAAACGGAGGCUUUUUCUUUGACCUCUGACAAGUCCUCUUCUGUGUUGACUGAUGAUCUAAGCUCAGAAGAUCACGGUGUCGCAAAUCAGUUAAAGGAGAUAAAGGAUGGACAGGACAGUCCAGACUCUCUGGGAAUUGAAGGGUUUAGCGAAAAUCUCUUUCCCCUAUCGAGUAUCCCUGGUUCCCCGACUGCUGAACGCUAUCUGUGUGAGAUUGAUAAAGUUUCAUUAUCCCCUGCCCAGUCCUGGGACAGCUGGCUGAAAGCUGAAAAUAACCCAGUCUCUCGACCUUCCCUCUCUCCAGAUACACUGUUGCCGGUUCCGGCAGAAUUCUUUCACCCCUCCAUCCCCAGCACAGAAAAAAAUCCUGAUGACCCAACACAUCAUAAAAGCCUCCCAAAGCUGUCAUCAAGCGAGUCCUGGGCCACUCUACGAUCCCCAAAUGUCAACUGUGCGCUACUUAUGCAGGCAACACAAAGUAACUCCUCCAUGGAAAGUGGUAGUGCGACCUCAGAAGACAGUCUACAGACCACCCUAGAGGAUAGUUUGAAUCUUAGUGACUCUCCCCAGUGUACUUUGGAUCUCCCCGACCUUCGUGUAGCCCCUGCCUCUCAUUGUUCUACUCUGCCCAUUUCUUCACUUUCCAUGAUGCCGAGGAGGAGCAAUCGCCCAAACUUUUCUCUUCAGAAGGUCCGCCAGCACCAACGGAGCCAUAGCAGUGGAGGUAGCACGAGCCCUGCAUGUACACUUCAUGACUCCAUGGACCCUUCAGAUGAAGAAGGGGCAGGAGGUAGUCUUAGAGGAACAAGUGAACCCUCAGAAACUCUUAGCAGCCUAUCCCUUACCUCUUUAUUUUCCCCACCUCCAUCCUUAGCGCCGCCUGGUGGUGUCAUGAAAAAAUGCAGCAGUGUCAAUAGUCUUUCUGUUGCCCCUUCCAGGGUAAGUGGAGCUAAACAGUUUUACGCAGUUGAUCCACAGGGCUUCCUUUCCAUGCCAUCAUGGGUGAUGGACUUUUACCAAACUCCUUCUCCUACAGAAAAUCAAGAGAAACGUAGAAGUACUGGGAAACCACCAACUGUUGAAAGGGGGGUACCUACCAGUAGUGUCUCAGGAAAUGUGGAUUUUGGCAAUAAUAGUCGGAGAAACAGAUGAGAUUGAUUGAACUGGCGGGGUCAAGUUUUCUGGGGAUAAAUUCCUAACGCCACAAAACAGACGGGGGUGUGGGAAGCCUUAUGGCUCUCAAAACAGACCGUCAGGGAACGCUACAUUACCUCACUGUGUGAGUCAGCCGAGCAAUGCAACCGAAGACGUUUGAGGUUACGACAGCUGAGCUAUCGCGCUCUGAAAACGUGGAGAACUGCUGUACUGUAACCGGCCUACACGGUUAUUAAAGAUAGAAUGAAUAUAUAUCAUUAUAUAUAUUAUUUUAUUUAUAUAUAUAUAUAUUAUUUUUACUCUCUCUUGGGACUUCUUGAGCGUUUGUAUAAUAUAAAACAAAACAAAAAAAAAAACAUUUUUGUGGCAAUACUGAAGGAGAGUUAAUGGGUUGGAGUUUUGAUAUUUUUGAGAUUUUUGGGAUCUUUUUCCUGUAAAAAAAGAAAUACGCACAUGACAUAUUCUUUGCCAUUAGAUAGGUGAAAGAACAGUAGAUACAAAACAUUAUGUUCUUUGGUCCCAUGUGUUGCUAAUUAACCUGUUAUGUCCAUUUAAUUGAAGAUGUGUUUAUAUGAUCACUUGAGCUAUUGUGACAAUAAUCUUUGUUAUGUUACAAACGUACAACACAAUUUCAGACACAUAAUUUCUUCUACCAAGUAAAACCCAAGCCUCCUUGUUUUACACCUGCAAUAGAUAACAUUUUAGAUUUUAUUUCUUACCAUAGUAAUGUAAAACCUCUUAGGAAUGGGGCAUUUAAUUUGAACAUGACAUGUUAGCAUCUUGCAAACAGUAAGGGCAUCUAUGUAGCAUUAGUCCCCAACACCUUGUCACACUAAGGCUUAGAUCAAGGGAAUGAUAACUCAAUGCACAUAUAUAGUAUUCACUAUUUAGGGAUCCCAAUCUUUUUGGAAUUCUGUGUUUAACAAGAUUAAGUAUAAAUCCUAUUGUCACUAUAGCGAGAUCUUUCAGGUGUCUGAUGUUGAUUGAAGGAUGGGUCCCACUCUUCAGACUAUUGAACAUGUUGGAACAUAAAUUCUCAAUGCCUAGUCUGUAAACUCUCUGAUCCAUUACUCAGCAGUUCUUCAAUAAAGGGCUUUGAACGAC